Theileria equi strain WA is the source of this 661-nucleotide messenger RNA. RefSeq lists its product as hypothetical. The coding region runs from base 20 to 637 and encodes 205 amino acids. The record is from RefSeq and is a predicted model, not a curated record. Gene Ontology annotation, molecular function: cysteine-type deubiquitinase activity. Gene Ontology annotation, biological process: protein deubiquitination. The transcript is spliced from 5 exons. NCBI's taxonomy places the organism in Eukaryota, Apicomplexa, Aconoidasida, Piroplasmida, Theileriidae.
GGGGACAGUCGACGUUUCCAUGGAAAAUUCUCCCCUCGAGGGAUUUUACAGGUCCGAAAGGACACUUACGGCUGCGCAAAGGAAAAAACUCAAAAAGAAACAGUCGCAGUAUGAACAAGAAGCAGAACGGGAAAAGGAACGACUUUAUGAAACAAACGAGGGAAAUGUAGAACUUGAGGCAAUCGAAGCGAGAAUUGGUCCGCAUGGCCUAAAGAUCCAUCAUAUUCCAGGAGAUGGAAAUUGUCUAUUCAAAUCAAUUGAGCAUCAACUGAGGACGAGAGCAAGUGCGGAUUCAUCUCUCAAAUCUUACGACCAUCAAGCCUUGAGAAAGAUGGUGGUUCAGUAUCUCCGAAUGCACAGAGCUGAUUUCGAGCACUUUGUCUAUGGAGUUUACGAAGAUGAUUGUGACGACAUGUUUGCAUUCUACUGCGACAAGAUGGAAUCGGAUGGUGAAUGGGGGGGUGAAUUGGAGCUUCGACUGUUUUCGGACAUUCUCAAUUGCAGAAUCCAUGUACACACUGCAGAUAGUGAAAGUAUUGUUUACGGCCCAGAGGGCGCUACACUUGUUCUGCAUGUAUCAUUCCACAAGCAUGCAUAUUCGCUUGGAUGUCAUUAUAACUCGCUAGUCACGGCAUGAUUACUUUAAAUUGAGUAAAGGUGU